AGUGACGAGCUGCCCAUCUGUCAUUGACGAGUGUAGUCCCUCACCCGCCAUCCUGAGGAAGGCACAGCAUAACACACUCCUAUAAAACCAAAACUAAGCCUUGAUGUCCUUCAAGAAGCGCUCCCGCACCGCCUUCGAAGCCGACGCCGCCAGUAAUGCCGGCCCACCCCCGCACGCCCCCUACGCCCUCUACGGCACCCCUCUCCCCGCCCCCCGCGACGCCGAUGCGCGCGACGACGGCACCUACCUCCCCAUCUGGAAGCAAGAAGUGACCGACGAGCGCGGGCGCAAACGUCUGCAUGGCGCCUUCACGGGCGGAUGGAGCGCGGGGUAUUUCAAUACGGUGGGGAGUAAGGAGGGUUGGACGCCGGCUACUUUCGUCUCGUCGCGGAGUAAGCGGGUGCACGAUGGGGAUGGAGGGCGGGGACAGACGCCGACGCCGACGCAGACGCGGGUGAAGGGUCAGAGGGUGGAGGAUUUCAUGGAUGAGGAGGAUUUGGCGGAGCGGGCGGAGGGGCAGAGGUUGGAGUUGGAGGGGAGCUUUGCCGGGUUGGGACGCGCUGCUGCUGGUGGUGGCGAUGGUGGUGAGAGAGGAGGGAUGUUUUCGGAUCUGUUCCGGACGUCGGGAGAUGAGACGAUGGGUGUCAAGCUGCUGCAACGCAUGGGCUGGCGGCCGGGACAGGGUGUCGGGCCGAAGGUGCGUCGGAAGGCGAAGGGGGAUGAGAAGGGCGAGGUGCAUCUGUUCGCGCCGGAAGAUUCACGAAUGGUGAGCUUUGAGCGGAAGACGGAUCGCAAGGGUUUGGGGUAUGCGGGAGAGGGCAGGCUCGAAGGUCAUGGUGGUGUCGCGAGUCAGGCGCACGAGGACGACGGUGACGAGCGGGAUGCGCGCAUUCUUGAAAUGAACCGUUCAAAGUUGCUGAAGAAGCCGGCGAAGACGAAGAAGACGGGCUUCGGUGUCGGCGUGCUUAAUGACACUGGUUCUGACGACGAGGACCCGUAUGCCAUUGGACCUCAGAUCAGCUACAACCGCGUCAUAGGCGGCGACAAAGGCAAGAACAAGAAGAAGGGUGGCCUCAUCGCAGGCAGUACCAAUCCUGCAACACCUGUGAAGCCGACCUUCACCUCCAAGAAACUCACCCAGCAAGUCGCGACCCUACCCGGCUUCCGCAAAUGCCAUGACGGACGCCUGCCUCUCGACGGCUUCGUCCUCUCCCUCGCGCCGCUGACCCUAUCAGACUCCCAUCCUCCGCCCGAAGUACCAUCCACCUGGACCAGUUCCAAACUCCAACCCGACUCCAAAAGUGCCGACACCUCCGCAAAUCCCUACAAAUCCACCACCGCCGUCGCCAAAACCUCAACCCUCACCCCCACCUCCCGCGCCACACUCCUAGGCGAACAACCCCUCCCCGGCAAAUCCGUCUUCGACUUCCUCUCCCCCGCCACCCGCGACCGCCUCGCCACCGCCAGCGGGAACUCCAACCUCCCACCCGCUCGCAGCGAAGGCGCCCCUGCAGGCUACACCCCCAACUCCGAAGACCAACGCCGCACCCUCUGGGACCUCAUCCCGCCCCUCGAGAAAUCCACCGCGGAAGCCGCGCUCAACCGGUGGAGUGACGCGGGCUGGAUGCCCUACGCCGAGGAUGAAGGGAAGAGGGCGCGGUAUCGCGCUUUCCUCUCCCUACGCGCGGGUCUGCAUGCAUCCCUGCCUGAGAGGGGAAAGGGGAUGAGUGUCGAGGACUGGGCGAGGGAACUGCGCGAGUUUGCGCAGGCGGCGGCGGUGUUCCGACCGAUUUCGGGACUUAUGGCCGCGAGGUUCACUACGUCUACUGGCACGGCACGGCUUGCUUCGGAUGCUGCAGAGGCUGGGAGUGGUAACGGACAGCGGGAAGGGGAGGGGAGCAGGGGAGAAGAUCCGGCGGAGGAGGCGGCGAGGGUGGGGAUGUAUGGGCCUUUGACUCGCGUGCGGCUGCCGUUUUACCCGACGAGGUUGCUUUGUAAGCGGUUUGGGGUUAAGCCGCCUGUCGAUACUCGUGUGGAUGGAGAUGGCAGUGAUGGUGGUGGUGGUAUUGGGAAAAGCAGGCUGGAUGUUGUUGUUAGUCAGGCGAGUUUGAACCGGAUGAUGGAGGCGAAAUGGAGUACGCCGGGUUUUGUCUCGGGUGGGGUGGAGGGGACGGAGAUGGGCGGAGAGCGGGAUGGGAGGGAGGCGGUGGGAGUGCAACAGUCAGUUGAAAUUGAUGCUGAGAAGAAUGAGGCGCUGGAGGGUCAGAGGGCGGGCGAGGCGGUUUUUAAGGCGAUCUUUGGGAGCGAUGAUGAGGAUGAGUAGGGGAAGAAUGCCGACGACCUCUUCAAUGAACAUUCCAACUUGUGUUUGAUCACAUUGCUGGGCAUGGUGACCGUGCCCAAGCAAGUUAGGAGCCCUUCGCGUAACAACGGAGGACACCUAUUAGCCGGCUACGGCAAAGACGAAGGCUCCUCGUAGGGUUGCAGACCAACCUUCCAGUCUACUUCCGAGCGCAUUGAUUCACGAGUCAAGUGGUUGAACCCACAAUGGUGCGUGAUUUGAAACGGGAUACGCUUUGUCCUUCUCAUACAUGUAUCCACCGCCCUAAAUGGUGCCUUAGGCGCAGAAGCGCCCGAGACGUAUCCGGACACUCCCGCCGGAAACAUGCCGCUCCCCGCCAAGACAUCGCAAAGGC
Molecule: messenger RNA, 2696 nt
Organism: Baudoinia panamericana UAMH 10762
Lineage: Eukaryota; Fungi; Ascomycota; Dothideomycetes; Mycosphaerellales; Teratosphaeriaceae
Exons: 2
Biological process (GO): mRNA processing
Cellular component (GO): nucleus
Molecular function (GO): RNA binding
Source: RefSeq, a predicted model, not a curated record